ACCCACCAACCUCUCCCCUCCCUGCGCAGUAGAUGUCCGCAAACAACAAUGUCGAUAUCUGGAUAGCCGGAGCCUUCGCGGCCUUCACCGUCGACCUGGUCGUCUAUCCGCUCGACACGAUCAAGACCCGCUUCCAGAGCCCGGACUACGCGCGGCUGUACCGCAAUGGCAGCAACACGGCCUUCAGCCCGGCCAUGUUCCGCGGCGUAUACCAGGGCGUGGGGAGCGUGAUCAUCGCGACUUUGCCCUCCUCGGGAGCCUUCUUCACGACGUACGAGGGCGUCAAGUCCGUCAUCUCCAACCACAACCCGUCCCUCAACGGCUCGCCGUCGUCGUCGUCCAAGGGUUUCCUCCCGGCGCCGAUCGUGCACGCCAUCGCCUCGGGGACCGCCGAGCUGAUCUCCUGCGCGAUCCUCACGCCGGCCGAAGUCAUCAAGCAGAACGCGCAGGUGGUCGACAACUCCUCCUCGGACCGGGCGCGGGUGAACGCGACGAUGCAGACGCUGCGGCGCUUCCGCUCGAACCCGCUCGCGCUGUGGCGGGGCUACGCCGCGCUGGCCGGCCGCAACCUGCCCUUCACCGCGCUGCAGUUCCCCAUGUUCGAGCGGAUCAAGGAGGGCAUCAAGGGAUACCGGGACGAGAAGGGCCUGCGGACGCACUCCCUCUUCGAGAGCGGGUGGAUCACGGCGGUGAGCGCGGGCCUCGGCGGGAGCGUCGCGGCGGUGGUCACGACGCCGGUGGACGUGAUCAAGACGCGCAUCAUGCUGCCCGUCGAGAGCGCGAAGAGCGCCGUACGCAAAUCGACCCGCUCGACCAGCCUGCAGAUCGCGCGGGAGAUCCUGCAGGAGCAUGGCGUGAAGGGCCUCUUCCGCGGCGGCGCGCUUCGGGCGGCGUGGACGAUGUUGGGGAGCGGGCUGUACCUGGGCGUAUAUGAGAGCGGACGGCUGUACCUGGCGGAGCGACGAGGGGAGAAGCUCGACCCGGAAGAUCUC
Dissoconium aciculare CBS 342.82 is the source of this 992-nucleotide messenger RNA. Its product is annotated as mitochondrial carrier protein-like protein. Lineage: Eukaryota; Fungi; Ascomycota; Dothideomycetes; Mycosphaerellales; Dissoconiaceae. Gene Ontology annotation, molecular function: S-adenosyl-L-methionine transmembrane transporter activity. The annotation marks the transcript as partial. Gene Ontology annotation, cellular component: mitochondrial inner membrane. The transcript is spliced from 2 exons. The record is from RefSeq and is a predicted model, not a curated record.